This is a messenger RNA of Monodelphis domestica (gray short-tailed opossum), 6322 nucleotides long. It is a transcript of the gene WDPCP, whose product is annotated as WD repeat containing planar cell polarity effector. Lineage: Eukaryota; Metazoa; Chordata; Mammalia; Didelphimorphia; Didelphidae. Gene Ontology annotation, biological process: nervous system development; establishment of protein localization; cilium organization. Gene Ontology annotation, molecular function: heme binding; protein binding. Gene Ontology annotation, cellular component: axonemal basal plate. The record is from RefSeq and is a predicted model, not a curated record.
AGUGGGCAGAAGUCGGAGGGUGGAGGGGGGUAGGUUCGGGCUUGGCUGGUUGCUAUGCGACGGGGCGGCGGGAGCGCUGGCUGGAUUCUAGGUACCAGUGGGAAGCGGUGGCUACGUCACCGUCCCACUGCGCCUUUCCCGGCUCUGUGAUUGGAGGAGACGCCGAAAGCUCCAAGCCUCGGGUGCCUCUUCCUGACUGGAAGCUGGGGCACUGGGGAGGGUGAAACCCCCGGCCACUGAUUAGUGGGGGAGGAGGGGUGAAAGUGUGUGGGAGCUGGUUUUCUAAGGCAAGUCCAGGGAAACGGGGCCCCAGCACCUCCCUCAACUCCAGGGACAGGACAGAGAUCCUUUCUGCCAACAGAUGUCUUUCUGCUUGACUGAAUUGCACCUCUGGUCUUUAAAGAAUACUUUACAUAUUGAAGACAGAGACAUUGGGAUAUACCAGUAUUAUGACAAGAAAGAAUCAGUUUUACCAACAGAUCAUGGUUACUUAGAAGAAAAGCAACAAUUGGCAGAAUCACGAGAUUAUCCUUGGAUACUGAAGAAUCGACGGCCAGAAAAACUUAGAGAUACGCUCAAGGAGUUGGAGGAACUGAUGCAAAACAGUCGAUGUGUGUUGAGCAAAUGGAAGAACAAAUAUGUCUGUCAGCUUCUUUUUGGUCCAGGUGUGCUGGUGUCCCUAAGCCUUUCUGGGCCACAGCUGGAAAAAGUGGUGAUUGACAGAACCCUGGUGGGGAAGCUCAUCUCCGACACCAUCAGUGAUGCUAUUCUCACAGACAGUUUUAUCAUCUUGUCAUUUUUGGAACAAAAUAAAUUGUGCUAUAUUCAAUUCACUAAGAAGUUGGAUUCCCCUGAUAUAAACAAAAGAUUCGAAAAACUCUCCAAUUCAGAGUAUAAGAUAUCCUACCUGGAAAUACCUGGCCCAAUCACUCGGAGAUUAGUACGUCACCUAGCUAUCAAUUGUAUUCAAGACAUGGCCAUUUGUUGGUGGGAAAUAGCAAGUGAUGAUGUGUGGCCUUGGUCUCCUAUUUCUAGUGAAAAGGACAGAGCCAAUCUAUUGUUACUAGCUUGUAACCAUGGAAGACUGGAGGUUCUGAGUUUCAUCCGUACAGACUGGAAUCUACUUGAUGCUAGCUUUAGCACUAAUCAGCCUUAUCAGGUGCACACAGUAGAGCACUCCAUCAGUGUAGACAAAGAGCCCAUGGCUGACAGCUGCAUUUAUGAGUGUGUUCGCAACAAAAUCCACUGUGUAACAGUCACCAGAAUACCACUACAAUCAAAGGCCAUCAGCUGCUGCAGGAAUGUUGCUGAAGACAAACUAAUUCUAGGCUGCGAAGAUUCUUCCAUCAUUCUCUAUGAAGCCCACCGAAGAGUGACUCUGUUGGCUCAGGCUGAAGUUUUGCCCACAUUCAUUAGUUGUCACCCAGGCGGGGCUGUCCUCCUGGUUGGCAGUUCCCAAGGGGAUUUGCAGGUUUUUGAUACAGCACUGUCACCCAUCAAAAUACAGCUUUUGGCCGAAGACUGCUCACCAAAGAAAACCCUCCAACUUAGUAAACAUUUCGAUGUCUCCAGCAGCCUUCUUCACAUGCAGUGGACAGCUCCUCAGUUUGUACCUCAGACUCCUAAUAGUACUGACAUUCAUGAUCUCCUGUUCCUUAGGUUUGACAGAGGACCCCUGGGUAUACUUCUGUUUAAACUAGGAAUCUUCACAAAAGGACAGCUGAGUCUUGUAGACCUCAUCCACCAAUAUAUUCGUUAUGAGGAGAUAAAUGAAGCGAUAAGUGUCCUAAACAGCAUGAACUGGAAUACUAUGGGUCAUCAGUGUUACAUGAGCAUGAGCGCCAUUGUAAACCAUCUUCUUAGACAACGGCUAACACCAGAAAGAGAAGCACAGCUUGAGGCAAGCCUUGGAUCCUUCUAUGCUCCAACAAGACCCCUCUCCGAUACAACUAUAUUGGAAUAUAGAGACCCAAUCAGCAAAUACGCAAGGAGGUUCUUCCACCACUUGCUCAGGUACCAGAGAUUUGAAAAGGCCUUUCUCCUUGCUGUUGAUAUUGGUGCCCGGGACCUGUUUAUGGACAUCCAUUACUUUGCAAUAGAUAAGGGUGAAUUGGCGCUAGCUGAAGUGGCAAAGAAACGAGCUAACGACAUUGAUGCAGAAUCAAUAACUACUGGAGUUGAACUCCUGGGACCAUUGGACGGAGGGGACAUGCUAAAUGAAGCAUUCCUUGGCCUGUCUUUAGCACCUCAAGGUGAAGAAACAUUUCCAUGUGGUCUUCCUCCUUCUGGCUCAAGCCACAGACAUAUAUCACAACAAACAGCAUUGACUCAUUCUUCAAACAGACCUAAAUACAACAGACCAGCACCUAAUAAGGAGAGUAAACUUGAGAAGGACAUCUAUACCUCACCCUCGAUGGAAAAGACGUCAGCCUGGAAUUCAGAAGGAGAACUGGGAGAAGACUACACAGAAGAGGAAAUUGGAGAUGAUGGUUCUCUGAGAAUGGUUCACUUCGGUUUGGUGUAACAAAGAAAAAGGAAUCUUUCAUUUGAUGUCUAUAAUUUUAUUCCUAAAUGUGCCCAAAUUAACACAUACAUAACAUGUAUACCUACUUCCAUUUUCAGUAGGUUUCUCACAUAUAUCAAUCAUCAGCCACCACUUCUAGACAUCCCUUACCCAAGUAAAUGACUUUACUUCUAGAUGACCUGCUGUUUCUAAAUGCCACAGAUACUGUGUGAGAAGAACCGUAAAGAGGAAAGGCCACAGAUAGUAACAUACUUAAAGCAAUCACUAAGGCCAUUGUUUAGUAAGUUGUCUGUACUGGAUACUGAUCUAGUCACCCAAAGAAUGGGAUGGAGCAAAUGGGUGCAUAUAGCUUCACAUUUAUUAGUCAAAAAGGAAUCAUAAAACAACAGAUUUAUUUUAACCAUGAACAAACUAAACAUAUUAUGCUAUUCAUCAACUGUGAUUCAGUGCCAUAUUGUAUUAUCUACAUAAAAUUUGGCAGGGAAGAUGAGGGGAUGCCCUUCAAUUGGGGAAUGGCUGAACACAUUGUGGUAUCUGUUGGUGAUGGAAUACUAUUGUGCUCAAAGGAAUACUGAACUGAAGGAAUUCCAUGUGAACUGGAAUGACCUUCAGGAAUUGAUGCAGAGUGAGAGGAGCAAAACCAGGAGAACAUUGUACACAGAGACUGAUACACUGUGGUACAAUCAAAUGUAAUGGACUUCUCUAUUAGCAGCAGUGCGAUGAUCCAGAACAAUUCUGAGAGACUUGUGAGAAAAAACAUUAUCUACAUCCAGAGGAAGAACUGUGGGAAAAGAAACACAGAAGAAAAACAACUGCUUGAUCACAUGGGUUGAUGGGGAUAUGAUUGGGGAUGUUGACUUUAAAUGAUCACCCUAGUGCAAAAAAUUAAUACUAUGGAAAUAGAUUUUGAACAAUGAUACAUGUAAAACCCAGUGGAACUGCUCAUCAGCUUCAGGAGGGGGAAGGGAUUAGGGGAGGAAAAGAGCAUUAAUCAUGUAACCAUGGGAAAAUAUUCUAAAUUAGUUAAAUUAAAAAUUAAAAAAAAUUAAAAAUAAAUAAAAUUUAUCAGAUAACAAAUCCAUUUCUUAGGUGACUAUGGCCUCACAUACCCCUUGGUACUAUAGGUAAAAAUUGAUCCAAAUUUUCAAAGAACCAAGUAUUGGCAGUGGUGAGGAUAUAAAUUAUUUACUUUGAGAUUUUGGUUAUAAAGUGAAUGCCUUGUUUUACAACAUGUUGGAAGAAUGAGGACAUCAAUUAGUCAGACCUGAUUGACUAAGAGUUAACUCCUGAUUGAUGUUCUUGUUCAGCCACAGCCCAGAGAGAUGCCCAAGGGGCCAGUUUAUCAAGAAGGUGAGAGGAGUUCCACAUGCAGGGUCCUGCAGACUCAGUGGCAUCUAUCUGCCCUUGGUAUAAAUGUGCCUGUGGCUUCUCCUUCAGCAAUGGUACUCUCAACUCCUCAAAAUGUCUUACUAUAGAUGACCUGCUCCUGGCUCUUCUCCAACUGCUCUUAAAAAUGCUCAGGUUCUGAAUAGCUUUCGUGUUGAUUCUAGUUAGCUCCAACUGGAAUGCCAAUUACUAGAAUGAAAUAUUGAGAACAUAUCUGAAAUACUAGAUCUAAAGUUUUCUUCUUGGUAAGGUGCCAGAUAAUACAUUUCUGUCUUCAGUCACUUCCAGAAACAUGUUUUUAUGCAUCCUUCUCUAUUUUUGCUUUAAGUCUCAACAUUUAAAGAACAAAACUACCCAGUAUCACAAUAUUUUUCUGUGUAAUGUUUCACUCCAAACACAUUUCACUAAAGAAAUGCUCUACUGUUCUUCAUGUGUUCAUUUUUAGAAACUCUUCAUUUGGAUGCAGUUUAUUACUUUCUACUUUGAGCCUAAAAAUCAUUCUAUUGCCAUCUCAAUGGAUUAGAUCUCGACUUCAAAUACCUUCAUGAAAAAAGCUGACUUUCAGAAGCAAGAGUAUUUCCCCAAGAAUGCUCUCCAUUUUUAUAAUCUAGAAGCAUAAUCUCAGUUGAAUAACCACUAUUUUUCCCCUUUUAAAAAGAUGUGGAGCCUCUUUAACAUCAUUCCAUUGGAAAUUCAGAUUUAAUCUUGCACUUCUAACUGCUAAUGUAAAAUGAACAGCAAUGGUGAUAAUCUGCUUCAAUCCUGUACUUAUGUCCUGAAUUAUUCAAAGAAAAGAAAACAUUUAUUUUCUUAUUCUCCAACUAUUAUUAGAGAGCAGAGACUAGAAACACGUACACACAUAUGUAUGUGUGUGUGUAUAUAUAUAUAUAUAUAUAUAUAUAUAAUUUUUAUCUUGUAGGUAAAGAAUUUUUAUUGAAAAUCAAAUCAGUAUUCUAACAUUGUAACUAUCUGUCAGAGAAUUAUUUUUCACAGAAUGAUACAUUUAAAGAAUUUCCUUUCAAAUAUAUUAUUGAUGAAAGACUAUGUAUCUAUAUUGUAAUCAGUCACUUAUUCACAAUUGAGAGAUUUUCUGACAAUGUUAUCACUCCUGUUAUAUAAAACACUGUACUAAAUAUUAAAAAUUAGUUUAUCAGACCUUACUUGGGAAAGGUUAAUACACAUAAUCACGUGUUUUUAACCAAAAGACAAAAAAAUGUUUCUCUUUCAGCUAAUUUGCAAAAUUUGAUUUAAUUAAGUAAAAUGAAACCAAUAUUAACAGCAAUAUUUACCCCCAUCUAGGUUAUGUCCAUUAUGGAUGCCUUUUCAUGAAUCCUUGUGAUAAUCUGAGGAAAGUAAGUGUUAGUGAAAGAUAGAUUUGUAUUUCAUUUGGAAUUUCAAUAUAGCAAUCAAUCAAGAAACAUCCCAUUUGUUCUGCCCAAAACAAUGAAAUGUAUUACUUAGCUUAUAGAGCCCUUUUGCUGAACUGAAGCCAUAUUUCUGUCAGAUCAAGUGAUGGUCUAUAUGAGGGAUUAAUCUGACACCAGACAGGGAGCCCUAAUCCUUCAGUAUAUCAUAAUCUAUUUACUUUGCAUACUAAGAGGAUUUCCGUUAAAAUGUACAGGACAUAAUGCGAGUAAUGUACAUUAGAAGGACAGUUUUCCCCAAAUUUUACAUUUUUUAAUAAAAUGCUUUCAUGGCUUUCAUAGAUCUCUCUAUUGAAAAGGAAUUUGAUAAGUAUUAUGGUGCUGGUCACACUCUUAUUUAUAAAUACAGAGCUGAAUCACUACCAUAUUUUGUACCUUUUUCUUUUUUAUAUCCUAAAAGAAUACAUCUUAGAUACAAGACUUUAUUUGCUGGACCUUUUAUUGACAAGUCAAACAGAUUUCCAGUGAAUGAAUUUUUGUGGCAUUUCUCUUAAUUUUUAUGGUAAAAUCUAUAAUUAAAUCAUUGUGCAAGAGAGAAGGAUGCACAAAAAAAAUAUUGAGUGUACUUUCUCAUAAUUCAUGAAAAUGUUUGCCAUGGAAAAGAAGACAUCUGCUAAGAAAUAAUUAUUCCUUGUCUAUAAUUCUUUCACAUAUUAGAAGAAUAACAUGAUUAAAAACUUCUAUAUAAAAUACAAUGUAUAAAAUUUGAGUUUAACUUCUCACUUCAAAUUAUAUUAGCAAAUUCCAAAUUGUGAAGUUUACUAUAAUGUAAAUAGAGAACUGUGUAGUUGGGUGGUCAAAGCAUUAAGCUGCUCCAUUAAAGUAUUCCAGGUAUCCCAAAAGUCUUAGGGCAGUUUUAAGCUUUAGUAACUUCAGAAGUAUAUUGCUACGGUCCUAUAAUAACAUGAUUUGAAAUUUUUAUUAUUUGCAUUUAUGCCUAUUUUAUUUGUGAACUUUGAAUAAUAAACUUUCAUUUGAACAAGACAAA